Molecule: messenger RNA, 2319 nt
Organism: Passer domesticus (house sparrow)
Lineage: Eukaryota; Metazoa; Chordata; Aves; Passeriformes; Passeridae
Gene: PLK1
Product: polo like kinase 1
Exons: 10
Coding region: 27-1814 (595 amino acids)
Biological process (GO): mitotic spindle organization; protein phosphorylation
Cellular component (GO): nucleus; spindle pole; centrosome
Molecular function (GO): protein serine/threonine kinase activity; protein binding; ATP binding
Source: RefSeq, a predicted model, not a curated record
GCCCCGCGGUGCCCAGCGGAGCCAGCAUGAGCGCGCCGGGCGGGAAGGCGGCGCGGCCGGCGGCGCUGGCGGAGCCGGCCCGGGCGGCGGCGGCGGCGGCGGCGGGCAAGGAGGUGCCGAAGGUGCUGGUGGACCCGCGCACCCGGCGCAGCUUCGUGCGCGGGCGGUUCCUGGGCAAGGGCGGCUUCGCGCGGUGCUACGAGCUGGCCGAGGCCGAGAGCCGCGAGGUGUUCGCGGGCAAGGUGGUGCCCAAGUCGCUGCUGGUGAAGCCGCACCAGAAGGAGAAGAUGUCCAUGGAGAUCGCCAUCCACCGCAGCCUCUCCCACCGCCACGUCGUCGGCUUCCAGGGCUUCUUCGAGGACGACGACUUUGUCUACGUCGUGCUGGAGCUGUGCCGCCGCAGGUCGCUGCUGGAGCUGCACAAGCGGCGGAAGGCGCUGAGCGAGCCCGAGGUGCGGUACUACCUGCGGCAGACCAUCCUGGGCUGCCAGUACCUGCACAGCCACCGCGUCAUCCACCGCGACCUCAAGCUGGGCAACCUCUUCCUCAGCGACGACAUGGAGGUGAAGAUCGGCGACUUUGGCCUGGCCACCAAGGUAGAGUACGAUGGGGAGCGCAAGAAGACCCUGUGUGGGACACCCAACUACAUCGCCCCAGAGGUGCUGGGCAAGAAGGGGCACAGCUUCGAGGUGGACAUCUGGUCCAUAGGCUGCAUUAUGUACACUCUUCUGGUGGGGAAACCGCCUUUUGAGACCUCUUGUCUAAAGGAUACGUACAUCCGGAUCAAGAAGAACGAGUACACCAUUCCCAAGCACAUCAACCCUGUGGCCGCAAACCUCAUCCAGAAGAUGCUGAGGUCGGACCCCGCCACGCGCCCGACCAUCGACGAGCUGCUGAACGACGAGUUCUUCACCUCGGGCUACCUCCCCAGCCGCCUGCCCACCAGCUGCCUGACCAUCGCGCCCCGCUUCUCGCUGGCUCCCAGCAGCAUGGAGCUCGGCGGGCGCAAGCCGCUGACCGCGCUCAAUAAAGGACUGGACAGCCCUGCCCAGGAGCCCUUGCCGGACAAGGAGGAAGCGGCGGGGCUGCGGGAGGUGGGAGAUGCUGUCAGUUGCCACCUGGCUGACAUGUUGCAGCAGCUGACUGCAGUCAACGCAGCCAAGCCCUCCGAGAGAGUAGCAGUGAGGCAAGAAGAAGCUGAGGACCCAGCCUGCAUUCCCAUCUUCUGGGUUAGCAAAUGGGUGGACUACUCGGAUAAGUACGGACUCGGUUACCAGCUCUGUGACAACAGCGUUGGGGUUCUCUUCAACGACUCCACUCGGCUCAUCAUGUACAACGAUGGGGACAACCUGCAGUACAUUGAGCAGAACAACACAGAGUCCUACUUCACCGUGAGGUCCUACCCCUCUGCCCUCAACAAGAAGAUAACACUACUGAAGUACUUCCGGAAUUACAUGAGCGAGCACUUGCUGAAGGCGGGGGCGAACAUCACGCCACGGGAAGGGGACGAGCUGGCCCGACUGCCCUACCUGUGCACCUGGUUCCGGACCCGCAGUGCCAUCAUCCUGCACCUCAGCAACGGCACCGUGCAGAUCAACUUCUUCCAGGACCACACCAAGGUCAUCCUGUGCCCUCUCAUGGCUGCUGUCACAUACAUAGAUGAGAAACGGGACUUCCGCACGUACAAGCUGAGCCUGAUCGAGGAGCACGGCUGCUGCCGGGAGCUGGCCAGCCGCCUGCGCUACGCCCGCACCAUGGUGGAGAAGCUCCUCAGCUCCAAGUCUGGCUCGGGCCGGGCGAAAUCCUCCUCUUAGACCUUGUUCUUGCCGGACUCAACAUCUGUGCCAAACUGUGCAGCUGUGGAGGGAGAGGUCUGGCAGCUUCCCUCCCGUGGCCCAGCUGGGUUCCCAUUCCUGGGUAUGGGCUCGUUGCUGCAAGGAAGCCCCUGCUGCUAUGGGAAUGGUGGUGUUUACUGACUGGUGCCCAAAGGUUUCUUGCUUCCUGCUCCUAACACAGUGUAUUUUUUAAUUCCCUACCUAGUCUGUUUUUCUAAUUUCCCAAAGCCAAAAGCCCAGCUCCAAACACGUCCUCUCGUUUGAGGUGCCUGGGCCUGCUCUUGAGAGAGCAGAGCUGGCACGUGAGGUGUCCGUACAUGGCUGUGCCCGUGCUCUGGGCUUCGUUUCCUCUGGUAGAAGCUCAGGUAAGGUAUUGAACAAACCCAGGGUGAGAUUUGCGCAAUCGGCCUUUUAAUACUGAAACUCCAUGAAACCUCAACUUUUGUAUAUUGCAUAACUUGAAUAAAGAUUGUUUGACACAGCA